AUGCUUCCACAAGAGAAUUCAGGGGAAAAUGAAGAUGAAUUUGAUUCUGCUCUCCGGGUGCUUGACAGACAUUUCCAACCCAAACUGAACGUGGUUGCUGAGAGAUACAAAUUUUGCAGACGUUCACAGUUGCCAGGGGAAUCCGUCGAUGAUUACAUCCGAGAGCUACGUGCCUUAGCAUCAUCCUGUAACUCUGGUAAAAUGACGGAUGAGCUGAUCAGGGAUCAUUUCAUUGAGCGCACAUACUCUGCUCAGAUUCGAGAGCGCCUACUGCUCGAACAAGAUUUGACACUUACUGAUGCAAUUACAAUUUCGCGUCAAGUCGAGUCGGCAUUGCGUGAAUCCCAGAUCUUCGGGGAGAAUUCAUGCCAUACCCCACAGGCAGAUGUACAUGCAGUUACACACCAAAAACCCCGACAGCAAAAUCGCAAACCACGUAUGCAUCGCAACACUGCAGAGCACCCUCCGCAACAAUCAAGACCAGCACCGCUGCAGUCACAGAUUUGCUACCGCUGUGGUGAACAAUCGCACAAAGCAAAUGAUCCAAACUGCAAAGCCAAGUACGCUACAUGUUCUAAAUGUGGAAAAAUAGGGCAUUACGCACGUGUUUGCCGGCCUGGACAGAGAUUUCAAUCUACACACAAUCAGGUUCAGGGAGUUUUCACCAGUGAUAAUCCCGUUGCACCUCAUCCAGACUAUCAAGACUCCAACGUCUUGACCAUUCAGCACAUUGCACAUGCUGAUAGUGUCAAAUGCUCCGUGCUCCUUGGUCAAUCCGUGCAACUCGCGAUGACUGUUGAUACUGGCGCCGCUGUGUCAGUAAUUCCUGCAUCCACAUUCGGAAAGUUCUUCGCACGUGAGGCAUUGCAACCUACAACAGCUAAACUCACUACUUACCUGCACGAACCGAUUACAGUACUUGGUACAUUCCACACCACUGUUCGUCUUGCAAGUAAUCCUGAGCGUUGUGUCCCUGCGCACAUUUUCGUCGUACAGUCUGGCAUCGCUAUCAUGGGACUAGACUUGAUCCGACGCCUGGAUAUUACAAUCACAGGUGGUAAGGUCUUGCUCGUGAAUGGCAACGACUCGAAACCUCCAUCGUCAACUCCUACAGCUCCGACUGCAACUACUCCAUCCGACCAAACUUCAAUGGACAUGCGCAAACAAUACCCCGAGCUCUUCAAUGAGAAAGUUGGACUUGCUAAAAACUACAUACACAAAGUCAAAGUACGCCCAUCCGUCCCUCCAAUGCAGCAAAAACUCCGAAAUUUGCCAUUUUCGGUACGCGGCGAAGUGGCAAAUGAACUGAAACGUCUCGAAGAUAAGUAUCCACUUCCAAACAUUCAAGAACUACUAGGGGAACUCCAUGGAGCCAGUGUUUUUAGCUCCCUUGACAUGAAUUCCGCGUACCAUCAACUACGACUACAUGAAGAUUCGUGUGAUCUCACAGCCUUCAUUACACAUGUUGGUUUGUUCCGCUUCAAGCGCGUCUGUUUUGGAUUGGCAUCUGCACCGUCGGCUUUCCAAAAAUUCAUGUCGUGUGCUCUAAGUGGUCUUGCUGGAGUACAAUGUUACCUUGACGACAUUGUCAUCUUCGGUUGCGAUCAAAAGGACCAUGAUGCCAAUCUCUCCGCAGUGCUGAACCGCCUUACAGAACUAGGUCUCACGCUGAACUGCGGCCACUUCAGUUUGUCAAACCUCCGCUUCCUGGGCCAUACCGUUUCGUCCGAAGACCUUACUCCAGAUCCAACACACGUAGAGGCUCUACUAAAUGCUCAAAAACCUACCAAUCCAUCUACACUUCGAUUCUUCAUGGGACUUGCGUCAUACUACGCCAGAUCUGUGCCAAAUUACGCAACCAUGGUUGAACCACUCCGCGCACUCCUUCGCAAGGACACUCAGUUCAUUUGGUCUGAGGAUGCUCAAUCGUGCCUCGAGUUACUCAAAAAGCACAUUUCCAAUGAUACUGCACUUGCGCUGUUUGACCCCGAACUUCCUUCCAUCGUAUCUACUGAUGCUUCAGCUUACGGCAUCGGUGCUGUACUCGCACAGAUUAAGAACAAUCACGAAGUUCCUAUCGCGUUUGCUUCUCGCUCUCUUACAACUACGGAACGCAAAUACUCAGUCAGCGAACGGGAAGCACUUGCAUGCGUGUGGGCAUGUGAGAAAUGGUACAAGUACUUAUGGGGCCGUCAGUUUAUACUCUUCGAACUGAUCAUCAAGCUCUAA
Molecule: messenger RNA, 2229 nt
Organism: Patiria miniata (bat star)
Lineage: Eukaryota; Metazoa; Echinodermata; Asteroidea; Valvatida; Asterinidae
Exons: 1
Coding region: 1-2229 (742 amino acids)
Molecular function (GO): nucleic acid binding; zinc ion binding
Source: RefSeq, a predicted model, not a curated record